AUGGUGGAUAGGAGAGAGAGUAAUAUCUCUCACACACAGUUUACACACAGUUCCUCACACUUCGGUGGAUAUUCAUCGUCAUCAUCGAACAGCUGCCCAUCCUUCUCCUCCGUGUUGCUCGACGAGAUUUACCGGUCGAUCGAUCGGCCGGAAGAAGAGAUGCACACGAUAACGAAGAAGAGUGACGGUCAUGCUAACGUGCGCCCAGCGUACAUUAAGAGUGAUGAAUUAGGAAUUCCGGCGAAUGAUUAUUACCAGCGUGCUUGCAUGGUUGAGAAAAGGAUGGAGGCGAAUAAGACUCGAAAAAUCCGGCACGGUUCGAGCUCCGCCAGCUCUUGGGAUUCAUUAGGCGGCAGCGGCGGCGGGGGCGGAGGCGGAGGUUUCUUCUCCUCCUCGGAAGCUGAAUCGUUUCGGUCGCAGAAAUUCGGCGGCGGUGGCGAGAUCAAUACGGAUCCCGAAGUAAUUAUCAGUCCGCGUGAUCGACGGGGGUUUGAGGAUCGAAUGGGGCAGAAAUCGAAGACGAAACUGCGAGCGCUGAGAAUAUACGGCGAUUUGAAGAAGAUGAAGCAGCCGAUUUCUCCCGGCCGGAAACUCGCCGGAUUUCUGAACUCACUCUUCACCGCCGGAAACCUAGGUCUGAAGAAGAAGCAGACCGGAACCCCAACCAUCCCCGGCGGCGAAAAUUCUCCAACGCUGAAAUCGACCAAUUACCCAUCCACGUCGUCGUCUGCUUCCUCAUUCUCGAGGUCGUGCCUGAGCGGCAAAAUGCCGCCGCCGCCGAGUGGGAAAUCCUCCGGCGGCGGGAGAUCAAGGAAGGUGAGCUUCUUUCCGAUGAGCGCGAUCUCCGAUGAUGAGGACUUCCCCAACAACAACAACAACGUCAGUAUUAUGAAAACCGCCAUUGAUGAAGAGAUCAUGGCGCACAUGAUGAAGAAAAAUCGACGAGUGGGAGAAGCUGCUAGAGAUUUUCUCGUAAAUAAUUAUCAAAAGAAAACCGAAACGGAGGAAGAAGAAGAAGAAGAAGAUGCAGCAAGUUGUGGAAGCUCGGAUUUAUUCGAGUUGGAUAUAUUUGGAGCAUUGGAUAAUGGAGAGAUACACACAAGAGUUGCCGGUUUAUGA
Molecule: messenger RNA, 1119 nt
Organism: Erythranthe guttata (spotted monkey flower)
Lineage: Eukaryota; Viridiplantae; Streptophyta; Magnoliopsida; Lamiales; Phrymaceae
Product: protein BIG GRAIN 1-like A
Biological process (GO): auxin-activated signaling pathway
Source: RefSeq, a predicted model, not a curated record